Messenger RNA from Patella vulgata (common limpet), 7038 nucleotides. RefSeq names its product forkhead-associated domain-containing protein 1. Bases 266 to 4366 code for a protein of 1366 amino acids. The transcript has 25 exons. The record is from RefSeq and is a predicted model, not a curated record. Lineage: Eukaryota; Metazoa; Mollusca; Gastropoda; Patellidae. Gene Ontology annotation, molecular function: protein binding.
UAUUGUUUAGAUGGUUGUCAUGUCGGCAAUAGCAUGCAAGUGGAAACAGUUUCAGGCGGCGGAGGGAGGUUCCAAUUCAAUGAUUACUGUUAAAUUAUGGACAAAAUAAGGAAUAUGGAUGAAACAAAUUAAUGUGAUAUAAAUCCCUUGUCGAAAAGAGUAUACUUGACUACGUUAAAGGAUCUGUAACUGUUGUGAAAACGGGCACCUGUUCCGACGUUUCUCUUUUAUCUUACCGCCUGUGUUUGUUUUGUGACUGUAAACUAUGAAGGCUUAUUUGAAAGGUGCCGAUGGAAACUUAUUUCCACUGUCACCAAAAGUGACAACUAUAGGUCGUGAAGGAUGUGAUGUGACGAUACAGAUUCCUGGAGUGGAUUAUCAGCAUGCUGUCAUAGAAUAUUAUCAAGAAGAAGAUUGUUUUGUUUUACAAGAUUUAAAUACCGUUCAAGGAAGUUAUGUUAAUGAUGUGCGUGUUCAGAAUGCAGCUGUGCGUUUGGCACCUGCAGACAUUAUCCAAUUUGGAUCUAAUGGUGCCAUCUAUGAACUAUUUAUAGAAAAUCCACCACCCGUUGUUUAUCCUCCAGUACAGCAAAGACCAGCGUGGAAUCAACCAUUACGGGUAAUGGGGGAUUCACCAUCUAAUCACGAUCAAACACAAUCUAACCAAGGUUUACCAUACAUAACCACUACAGUCACUGCCUUACCCCCUUCAGGUAUGUGGGUUCAUCAAAACCCAUCAGGCCCAAUUCCACACCCACCUUUAAGAUCACGACCAUUGAGUGCAGGGUCAGCAAGAAGAGGCAGCUUUGAUGGUCGUCUGCCACCUAAUGGUCAGGUUGUAUCCAGCAUAACGCAAAGAUCAGGUAACUGGACAACACCUCGUAAUGGCACCAACCAGAAUAAUUCACCAGAUUUUAUGUCCAUGAUGCAGGAUAAGGAACAGAAACUGCUACAGCUAACGGAAGAAAUAGGUCGAUUACGGGGCGUCGAGAUGGAUUCCUUCCGCAAGGAUCAGCUCGUCCAAAAACUACAGCAAGAAAACUCUGAAUUAGUUAACAGAGUUCAUUAUGAAAGUAACAGGGUAGGUGGUGAAGCCGAUCUCUCACAAAAAUUAUCUUCACUAGAGAAUGAUGUCACUAGUAAAAAAACGGAAAUAGCCAUCUUGAAAGAACAGAUUUCAAAACUAAAGUAUGAAUCGUCCGAAAAUCCCAACAAGGUUCGACAAGAUUUGGCCGAUAAAGUCAAAGAGUUAAAUAGCACUCGUAACGAGAUGGAAAGAAUACGGAAAGAUAAAAAUAUCACAUCUGGAUUAGUGACCCAGAUGCAGCGAGACAUGUCUUCUAAGGAUUCGUCUUUAAGUAAGUUAAGUCGAGAAUUAGAAAUGGUGAAAAAAGAACUACGCGAACGAGAUAUCCAACUAACAGCAGCUAAUAAUAAGAUAACUAAACUAAAAGAGAAUUAUGCUGCGUCUGCUCUAGCUGACAGUAAACAAACAGCAGAAGCUAAUAAUGCUAGAGAUCGAGAACUCAUGAGUUUGAGACAGAAAUUUAAAACAGCUGAGAAUAAAGUAACAGAGUUGCAAGACUUAGUGACCUCAGUCCGGGGUGAACUGGAUAAAUCUAAGCAAUCCGUGUUCGAAGAAAGAGACAUUAAUCGUAAGCUUCAAGCUGAACUUGAUACAUCAAAGUCUCAGUUCCUUGACAUGCAGAGAACUGAACGUGUAGUAAGAGUUGAUCUAGAGCAGGCAACAAAAAGGUUGGAGCGAUUUAGAAAUCGAAUUAUUCAAGUUGCUUAUGGUUCAUCAGGAUUACCUGCCCCUGAAACAGAACUGACAGACGACGAUUUGAUUGACACUUUGAAACAGCUGAUUGAAGAACGAGGUAAAUUAAAGAACCACAUAACUAAACUUGAAACUGACAUGGAAGAAGUGAAAACUCAAAAUAAUGAGAUGAAGACAAACUGUGAUCAACUUAAAGAAUUAAUGCAAGCGAGUGUGCUACGAUUAAGUGAGAGAGGUUUAAAAUGUGAAUAUGUUGAUCAAGAAAUAGAAAUUGUUAAAUCUUUAACUACUGAUGAUACGUUUACUUGGAUGAGAGAUAUCAUGGCCGAGGUUCUAGGAGUCACAUCGUCAUGGGAACACAGUAUUGAAUGUGCCUUAGAGACCAGUGGCUUUAACGUCAAAUUAUCAAAUGAAGGUCCAGAUAAACAUAUACUUCAGUUAAAUGAUAAACUGAAAUCAACUAUAGAAGAUAAAGACAGAUUACAAGCACAAGUUACAGAUGCUGAAAAUAUCUACAAAGAAGAAUUACAACAGAAACUUGAUGCUUUAACAAAAGAAUUAAAUGACAAACUAACAGACGCAGUAGAAAAAGCCAGAUUAGAAGGUGAAGAAAAAUUAAAUGUAGCUAUUGAUGAAAUCCGAGCAGUUGAAGCCGAAAAACGAGAAAAUGUUGAAAUAUCAGAACGAAAAAAAAUAGAAGAACUUGAAGCCUCGUUGGAACAGUUAAGAGAGUCUUACUCUAAACAGCAAGAAGAAGGUGCCUCGAAACUAGAACAAGCCUCAACAGCCAUUGACCAAUAUGAUAAACUUAAAGAUUCAGAGGCCCAACUACGAGCUGAUCUGAUCAAAAUGGACCAACAGAAAAUAGAUGAGAUUGCGGCCAUCCGUAAAGAAAUGGAAGCUCAGGAACAGCUUCAUCAAGAUAAUUUAGUAGCUCAUAGAGAACAAGUGAGCCAGCAUGCGGUGACGAUCUGUGCUAUGGAAGAACGACUAAGUAAAGUCAGUAAAUCUAAUGCGGAUUAUCAGGAUGAAAUCAAGACAUUAAACUGUAAAAUGCAAGAUUUACAAACAGAAUUGACUAAAGCUCAGAGACCUACUAUACCACCGAAACCCAAGGUUGUUAUACAGAGAAAUACUGAAGAGUUAGCUGCCCUUGAACAUUUGAUUUCUGUUCUCAGGCUGGAUAAUUCGGAACUGAAGAAGCAGUUGUCGGCACAACAAGAUGUUAUUACAGGUUUACGUCGAGAUUUGACUGGUGCUUCUGCUCGUCUCUCGGACAUAACUGGCGAACUUUCUGAAAACCAAAAACAAGAAAUGGAACAGAAUCGAGAAUUAUUGGAGAGAAAGGGAAAAGAUUUGAAUGAAGCUCGUCAACAGAUGGCCAAAUUAUCUAAAAUAGUCGACAAACAGAAAGAAGAAAUUAAAACGCUAGAAAAAUCUCUCUUACGAGAGAAAGAUUUAGUACGUCAGUAUAAAGAUGGUAUGGAUGAUAAGAAGAAUAUGAUUAAAGAAUACGAAGCCCGUCUCGUAGACGAACGAGAAGAACAGAAAAAACAGUUAGAUCUUUUAGACCAUGAGGGUAAAAUUACUACAGAGUUGUCAGCCCUUGGUGCUCAGUGUCGUGGCGAGAGACACGAGGCUGUAAUAAUGAGACAGAGAGAAGCGCUAGCUGAACUGCGAGGUCGACUUAAAAUGUUAGAACACACCAGACCACCAUUACCUACACAUGAUCAAGCUCUACAACAAGUUGUCAUAUUAAAGAAAGAAUUAGCGGAGAUGAAAGCUAAUCAAGCUUUAAACGAAGAUAAUGUAUUGAAUAAUCGUAGUAUUUUAGAUCGUGAAAUCAACAAAGCUAAAGGUAUGAUAGCGAAGGGUACAGUUGAAGCCGAUAUAGAAAGAACAGCUCAUGUAGAAACACAGAGUUCACUGGACAGUAGUGAACAAUCAUAUUUUAAUUUAUUAAAAAGUGUCGCUGGUACAUUGGAAGCGGGAGAUGUGGAAGGGCUUCGACCAAUGGCACAUCUACCUCGAGAUGAUCGUACCAGAUUAUUGGCACAACGAGAAAGAACGUGUGACUUGUUGGUCAAGAAGAUAAGAGUUCUGAAAGAAGUACUGGCCAGAAAAGAAGGCAUGCUUGUCAAUUAUGAGAAAGAUUUAGAAAAAUUAAAACAGUUAAAGGAAGUAUCUGAACAGAAAUCAGCCCAGUUAGAAGCUUUAGUAAAUGAUGUACAAGGACGAUCCGAGGAAACCAUUUAUCUCCGAGAAUGUCUCAACAGGACUAAAGACAGAUUAGAACAAGAAAAACGUCUUAACAAAGCCAUUAAAGAGAAAAAGACCUUCCAUCUUGAAAAUGAGAGAAUUCAUUUGGAGACUCAACCACCAAAAUCUGCAAAAUCUCCAACUAGUGAUGACGCCAAGACAAUAGUACAGAAAAAGGCCCAGAAAGAAUUACUUAAAAAGAAAGAUUUUGAAAUAAAGUCAUUGAAAGAUCAGUUAUGUUCUAAAGAAGAGGAAUUACGAAGACAGGAUCAGAGAGUUAUGAGUUUAAAGGGAGAAAUUUUAAGAAAACAAGUUGAAGUAGAAUAGAAGAAUUAAUCAUCUUUGAAAAUAGAAUCUUUUUUUUCAUCAUGUUUACCGGUAUUAAUAUCUUCCUUAUGUACAUUUUAUCAUUUGAAAAGAGAAUUUAUAAUACAUUAAAACUUUUAUAAAAAUAUUAAUUAAAUAAAUAAAUCAGAUUUGUUUUGUUUUUUUAAAACAAAAGGUUGCGUAAAUAAUCUUCUUUAAGUGGCAUUCUGUAAGAAAUGACUGGAGUAAUAAACAAAAGUGGAAAAAUAGCUACAUGUAUAUUUUGGCAACGUUUCAAGGAAUAUUCUCUCUUGGUUUGAACAUAAUUUAUUGUACUAGAACCUAAAUACAGUACAAGUGGAUUGGGACAAAAGUUACGAAAACUUACCAAUGCCCUCACCUCAAUGUUAUCCAAACGUCACCUAAAUAAACUAAUAGCUGUUUUCCAUAAGUAUCCAUUUUUGUUUAUUACUCUUGUAUAGUACAUUUAUUGGUAAAAAGAAAAAUUUCAUAAAUAUGUUUAAAUGUUUAGAAUGUGUAAUAUUCUAUACUAAUCUAUACCAUUAGUUACUCACACUUUCAUAUAUUUAAAUGUGUAGAAAGUAAUAUUUUAUGCUAUAGAAAAAAUGAAUGUUUUUGCCUAUCAGGUCCCCCACAGUUCCAAGUAUGAUGUCAUUUAAGAAAAUGUCUAUAUGGUACAUCUAUUAAUAAAAAUGAAAAUUCAUUAAUGUUUAGAAAGUGUUAUAUUCUUUACCACUGGAAUUUGAUGUAUAGUAUAUAUAUAUUUAUGUUAUAGAUCAAAGACAAUUAUGGUAUAUAAAUAUGUAUAUUUUAUGUAGAUAUUAAGUGUUAAUUUUUCUGUGAUAUGUCAAAUGUUUAUUCUAUAUAAGUGCUUCUUGUCCAUCUUUUAAACUGUGAUAAAUAGAAAUCUAUUUGUAAAGUUUUAGAUAAUAAAUUAAGCCUUCAUUUGACCAGUUUUACUAAUUUAUAGAUGGUUUAUUCCCUUUUAAUGUAGAUAUAUUUAUAGAAGUUCCAAGUCCCAUGUGUUUUUUUUCUAAAUAUUUCUUUUUAAUUUGAAGAAUGGAAUUUUUACAAACUGUGACAGAUUAAUAGUCUAUAAACAGUUGACCAAAUAAGGUUUUGUCUGGCGGAGAUUUUAAUGUGAUUGGUUUGUGUAGGCUAGUCUAAGAUUAGUUCAAUUCUGUUAGAUACAAAACGACCAUUAAAUAAAUAUUUAUCUUGUCCGAUAUAUUCAGUUUUUUAUUGUAGAUAUUUUUAGAUUCAUUUUAUUCUCAGCAGCAAGCCUGGAAAUUAAGCACCUGUCACAGACAUGGAAAUUUAGUAAGACACAAUCCAUCUUGUGUCUGUCAUUUUGUCGGGCACCGAUUUCUAUUUUUUUUGUGUGUUUUUAUUGAUUUUAUUAAUACAUGCAUCUUAAACAAAGUUCAGAAUGUCUGACACUGGUUUAGUAGUGAUUGAUAUUCUGUCAGGUACAAUAUGUUUUGUUUAAUGGUCGAGAGCGAAACAUUAAGUAAUAUAUUGAUAAUGCACAAGGCGUAAGCCGAGUGUUGUUUCAAUAUAUUAUGCAAUGUCUUUAGCUUGAGACCAUUAUUAUUAAACAACUUAAAAUACAGAAAUAUAUCACACAAGUUCAAUAUUUCAUCUAGUAUAGAUAAUGUACGAUUGGCAAGUUGCCCAUACAUUAUUGGAAAUAAUGGUAUGCCAACUUCAAAGAAUAAUGUUACAUCUGUGUUUUAAAUAUUUUUAUUUCCAGUCCUGCUUGUUAGAUAAAUCAUUUUUUCAUUUAUGUGAAUGUUAAAGAUGCAUUAUGUAAGAAGUGAAUCGAUCUAGAAAAAUAAAAAUUGGAAGACAGAUUUUGUUCUUGCAUAAUGCAUCUAUUAUUUCUGUUGAUAAUAAUUGUUAAUCACCAAGGUCAAACCACAGCUAGUUAGUUUUAAAAUGCUCAUAUAUAUACAUAGAUAAAAAUAAUUAUGCUCAUUCUAAUAUGUAGAUAGAUGUUAAAGUUUCUCAUUUUUAAAUUUUAUAAAUGUUGAUCUGAUACUAUUUUAAAAUGCCUUUUGAAUUAUAUAAUCAUUUCAUUGAAUUUUUAAAGAAAUUUAAUUGAAUGACAUAUUAUUUAUCUAAACUAAUUAAUUAAAGAUUUUAAUAUUUAAAUAUGAAUAAAACUAUUUGGAAAUUUAAAUGCCUUUUGAAUUAUAUGAUCAUUUUAUUGAAUUUUUAAAAAAAAAUUUAAUCGAAUGACAUAUUAUUUAUCUAAACCAAUUAAUUAAAGAUUUUAAUAUUCAAAUACGAAUAAAACUAUUUCAGAUAGUUAUUUGUAGAUUAUUAUAAUGUUAUGCCUUUUUUUUUAAAACAAAAUUCCAUAAGUGCCCCAUAAAUUAUAGAUAUUAUUAACCUAAUUAAUGACAUAAUUAGUUAAUUAAUUAAAUGUAUUGUUUGUCCUGUUAGAAGAUCUCAGUAAAGACCUUUUGUAAAUUAUGCUCUAAUUUAUUAUCAUACCCAUUAUAUAGAAUCUGAAUAACAAACUAUAUUAAAUUCUAUAUCUUAGAAAAUAUUGAAUUCCAUAUUUUAGAAGAAUUAUAUCUGUAUUGAAAUUCCACUUUGGUGUUUUUUUAAAGUGUAUCUCUAGUUUUGUUCAAAUUGUUCUGUAACCAAAUACUGUAUACUAUCUU